CUGUGGGGUUGAUAUUACAGAUGUGCUCCAGAUCCAGCAGCUACCCUAAACAACACGUAGGUGAUGCUGCAAAAUGUUGAUUUAUUCCUCUUCACCGUCAAACACCACUGGAACGCGUAGAGAUACAAUAUGCAUCUCCCAAUGUUGAAACCAAAAGCAAUUAGACUACCCCUGAUCACAUGAUACGAUGCAGACAAUGGCGUUGGCGGAAAACAAUUGCAAGUCCGCGACUCCGAAUCCCGCGUAGCCUGCGGAGCGGAGGACGACUUUAGGCAGAUAGCAUCCUUCGCGAUUCACGACUAGCUACAAAACUCAUCAAAACGCCUAACCUUUACCAGGCGAACCCAUCGGCAGAGAUUGCUAACUGCCCACAAUGGUUUCCUACAAAGAAAUACAAGCCUCCAACUCACUCAUCAACGACGCAACGGCGCCCCGUGUCUCCGUUUUCGUCGGCGGCACAUCAGGCAUCGGAAAGUUUACAAUCAAAGCCCUCGUGUCUACGGGUGCGAGCGUGAGAAUCUACCUCGUUGGACGCAAGAGCUCUGAAGAGCCUGCGCGGGCUUUCAUUCAAGAAUUAAACGCCAUCAAUCCCAAGGCGGAAAUCGUUUGGACCGAGGGCGAGGUCUCGCUUCUCGCUGAGGUCAAGAGAAUAUGUGAGCUCAUCAAAAAGGCGGAAUCACGCGUCGAUUUACUCUUUCUUACCGCGGGCUAUGCGCCAUUCGGUACGCGAAAGGAGACCAGUGAGGGUGUGGAAGUCGCACAGAGCUUGGAAUACUAUUCGCGGAUGCUGUUCAUCCAUCAUCUUCUCCCUGUCCUAGGUGCAUCUGAGGCUCCUAGGGUUAUCAGUGUCUUGGGAGGUGGGCUAGAGAAGUCAAGCGUCAAUGUGGAUGACUUGGACUUGAAGAAUCCCGGAAAUUUCAGCGGCAUCAAAGCACAGAUACAAUACGUCACAAUGAACACGGCCUAUCUGGAGAAGCUGGCCGUCCAAAAUCCCAAUGUGACGUUUAUUCACUCCUGGCCCGGAUGGGUCAGUACGGGAAACGUGAGGAGGGGCUGGGAUGAAGGUUCGAUUGUAGCUCGGAUCUUUUGGUUUAUCCUCGAGCCAAUCAUCUAUUACUUUGGGUUUAGUGACGAGGAGUCUGGGCAGAGGAACUUGUUUCAAUGUACCAGUGCUGCCUUUGGUGGUCGUGGGAUACCUUGGGCAGGGAAGAAGGGAGUCAACUCGCUCGAAAAGUCGGAAGAUGGGCUGUUUCUGGUCAGCUACAACUGCGAUUGCACUCCGAAUGCUAAAGCAAUGCCUCAACUUCGGGAAUCGUCACAGGAAAAGAUUUGGGACCACACGCAACGACUUCUUCAACCAUAUCUAUAAGCCAGAAGCUUAUACUACAAAAGUUUAAUGUUUACCACUACCUGUGAUAGUUUCAUAAUUUGAAAGAUUGAUAUCCCCCCUCUUAGAAUCUAAGACUCUUUAUUUCUGAUAUGCAUCCCAUGCAGCGGUACCAGGCUUUAUAAACUCUCGCGCAUCUGCCACAAGCUCGGUUGGGGAAUCCCAGGAAGCGAAAUGACCGCCAGAAGAGUAGUGGUUGAACCAGACAAUGUUUCC
This is a messenger RNA of Trichoderma harzianum CBS 226.95, 1603 nucleotides long. RefSeq lists its product as hypothetical. Lineage: Eukaryota; Fungi; Ascomycota; Sordariomycetes; Hypocreales; Hypocreaceae. Gene Ontology annotation, biological process: secondary metabolic process. The transcript has a single exon. The record is from RefSeq and is a predicted model, not a curated record. Bases 374 to 1369 code for a protein of 331 amino acids.